Molecule: messenger RNA, 531 nt
Organism: Aphanomyces astaci
Lineage: Eukaryota; Oomycota; Saprolegniomycetes; Saprolegniales; Verrucalvaceae
Exons: 6
Coding region: 1-531 (176 amino acids)
Source: RefSeq, a predicted model, not a curated record
AUGGAGGUGCUAAGCCCCGCGGUGAGUGCGCUCCUGAACAACCUGAGCCACCGGAUCUUGAAAUUGGACACGUUUCUGGAAGACAGUCUCGACCAAGCGCACGUUCGCAUCCAGGCGUUGACGGACGAGAUCAAGGUCAUUGUGCACAUACAAAAGCGCAAAAUCGCCGAAGCCAAGCUCAUGGCCAUCAUCCACGAUGCCACAGUGACCAACGCAGGGGAACACCUGACACGCACCCAGCCCCCGUCAUCGACGUUGAUGUUAAAAUCCCAGUUGUUCUCUGCAUCAUCUCAAUCUCCACUCCAACUAAUACGACAUCCCCACCGAUACUGGGGCUACUGGGAAGUCUCAGAGCUGUCAACUGCGUUGUCCGAGGCCCAGGCUCAACUGGACAGUGCGCGGCGAGACGUGCAAGUGCUCAAGGCGGACGUCGACAUGUUUGGAGACGCGAUGUUCCAAGAUCACCAGCGCCGCCUCACGGACGAGUUGGCGUGUGAACACCACCGCGUCAAGGCACACAAAGGGUAUUAA